AUUCUAUUUCUUUCCUUGGAUUGGCUUGGUUAUUAGGGUUUAUGGCGGAGGAUUUGGGGGAAAGGUUUCAGAACAUUCAUCUAUCGGCAAAGGAGAGCGGCGGGGUCGAAUUGGAGGAUGGGGAUGUGCGUAUCAGUGCUGAGGAAUGCCGAAGAAGUUUGCUGGGGAAGAUUAUUGGAGAUAGGAAGGCUACCAAAUUUGGAAUCCGCCGUACGAUGAGCUUUGUAUGGCAAACAGCACAACCUUUUGAGGUGAAGGAAUUGGGGCCUAAUUUUUUUCAAUUCAUCUUUGGGUGUAAGGAAGAUAAAGAUAAGGUGAUGGCUGGAGUUAACUGGGUUUUUGAAAAUCAAUACCUAAUUCUUCAAGAUUGGAGGGAAGAUAUUUCUGAGAAUGAUGGCGGCUUCAGUGAAGUGUCUCUAUGGAUGCAAGUGCAUAAAUUACCAUUACAUUGGCUGAGCACUGAUGUAGGAUUGAAGAUAGGGAGGCUAUUUCAGAGAGUCAGAAAUGUGAUAGUGGUGAAGGAGGGAGGGACAAAAGGGAGCUUCCUGCGUUUGUUGGUGUCGCAUGAUGUAAAGGAGCCCUUACCUCGGUGUACUGUCAUUAAACUGGGAUCUCGCCAAUACAAUGUGAGUUUCCAGUACGAAAAAUUGGUGAGCUUAUGUUACUAUUGUGGUUUGGUGGGCCAUCUAGAGAGGGACUGUAAAACCAGGCUAGCUCAUAUUGAGGAGGGUCAGGUGCAAGAGGGGCAGUUUGGAGAUUGGAUGAAGGCUGCGGAUCUUGGCAGGGGCUUUGGUUCUCCAUCAAACUCAUAUCCGUCUCCUAGAUCAAACAGCCAGAGCAACUUCUCUAAUCCAGGGGAUCCUUCAAAUUCUGAUAUCCACCAGGGAAAGAAGAGGGAUGGAGAGCAGGCUGCUCUUACAGUGGCUCUAAUUCCAGUAACCAGCUCGGUUGCAGGGGAGAAAGAUGAUGAUAUACAUAGUACUUGCUUGCCAGUAACGCCCAAUAAGGGCGAUCCUGCGGUGGGAGAAACGGGGAGUGCUCAGAACACAGGAAAAGAGUUAUCUAUGGAGCUGUGGAGUGACUCUACAGUUGUAGAUGCUUCUCAAAAGCAGAUGAAAAGCUCGAAGACCCACAAAGGGAAACAACAUGCUGCUGAUGCCAUGAAGGUCCACCUCCCAACAUUUGUUUUUAUUUCUGAAACUAGAAAAUCUAAGUUCUUUGUUGAUACUGUUUGUAAAAAACUGGGUUUUGCUGAUAGGAGAGUUAUUGUUGAUCCUGUGGGUAUGAGUGGGGGUCUUAUGGUGGGUUGGAGUAGGGAGAUUGAAGUUCUUCAGGUGCUUCAUAGUUAUUUCUGCAUUCAAAUUCAGUUCAAGAUUGAUCAAGCUGCACCUUCAGAAUGGAUGAUCUUUAUUUAUGGGAGCACUGAUAGACAAACCAGAGAUUUGCAGUGGAAGGAGGUGGAGCAAAACAAAGAUAUGUGGGGGGAGAAAUGGUGUAUUGGGGGUGAUUGGAAUGAUAUAUGCAGUAGUAAUGAUAAGAGGGGAGGAAGGCAGAGAUCUCCUGGUAGCUGUGAAGGGUUCAACAAAUUUAUAACUAAUAUGGGGAUGAUGGAGGUCACUAUGGAGGGGUACCCCUUUACCUGGGGUAACAACAGGCAGGAGGAGGGCUUUGUGGAGGAGAAAUUGGACAGGGUAUUUGGGUCCUUCUCGUGGCUGGCAGCUAACUCAGGGGCUAAGGUGUCUACUGUUUUCAAAAGUUCAUCUGAUCAUUUUUUGUUACUGCUGGAUUCUGGGAACCAAAAGGGGAAGUUUUUUAAGAGGUUUGUUUUUUAUAAAAGAUGGUUGAAGAUGGAGGGGUGUGCUGAAGAAGUGGGCAAGGCUUGGAGUGAGAAUGUUCCUGGGUGUCCUAUGAUUCAAGUGAAGGAAAAGAUAAAGAAAACCAGAAUGGCUCUAAUAAAGUGGAGUAAACUGGCUAAAUCUGGGAAUGCUUUGAAAAUUGAGGAACUCACAUUGAAACUUGAACAGAUGAGAGCUUUGGGAGGCCAGGUUAACUGGGAUGAAUGGGAGCAUGUCAGGAAGGAACUGGAAGAUUCUCAUUUGAAGGAAGAAGAAUUUUGGAGUCAAAAAGCUAGAUUGCAGUGGCUUAAAGAAGGGGAUCGAAACACGAAAUUUUUCCAUGCUAUGACUCUGUACAGGAGAAAGAGAAAUGCUAUCUCAAGGUUAGUAGAUAAUCAGGGUUUGGUGGCUGACACCCCAGAGCUUAUUGAACUGGCCAUCAUCAAGUUUUAUAAAAGCCUUUUUGAAACUGAGGGAUCUUGGGGAGAGGCUGCAAGAGUAAAUCUUUCAAAGUCAUCUGUGUUUUUUAGUAGGAAUGCCAGUGAUGGGAUCAAAUCUGAGGUGUGUCAGGUUUUGAAUGGGAUUGAUAUAUGCACAUCCACUAGAUAUCUGGGAUUGCCUAUGGGAUUGGGAAGAUCUAAGAAGGAGGUGUUCCAAUUU
Striga hermonthica is the source of this 2495-nucleotide messenger RNA. The record is from the annotation of a GenBank genome assembly. NCBI's taxonomy places the organism in Eukaryota, Viridiplantae, Streptophyta, Magnoliopsida, Lamiales, Orobanchaceae.